AUGUCUUCCGCGGAGUCAACAACAACAACAAUGAAAUCGCGAAUUUCGCCCCGCUUCCUCUCCUCUCUAUACACCUCGCUAUCCUCGCCGUCAACCCCAACAACACUUUCAACCACUUCACAUAAUUCUCCAACGCGCCAAUGGCACCUCCACCGCAUCCUCCGCAGCGACAACCCCGCAGACAUCAACGGCGAACUCAACGGAACAGCGACCUUCCACCCAUUGCACCACACACCUUCCGAAGACGAUGCAACCGCGUAUAGACAAAUGGUAUACAAGGAAGAAGGAGAAAUGCCGAGUAGCGUGAUGGGUAUGGCCGGAUUGAGAUGGACCAAGAAAUAUAUCUGGCGCUUGAACGGUGCUGCUUCUACAGACCAAAAGCAACAAGAACAACAAGACGACAACAGCAACCCUGAAAUGGGCGGCAUCAGCGUCUGGUUCGUCAAAAUUAAAUCUAGCAAGGAGAAAGCCGAAACUGGGGAUCAGGACGAGCCUGAUUAUUUGUUUCAUGAGUUCGAUUUUAAUUAUCGACAGAAACAACAAGACUCCUCAGAAACGGCAGGCGCGACGACAGACGCAACAAAGCCGAAAUUUGAACCGCCCACGCCACCGCCGCUGAUACUCCCCGAUCUUAAAGAGAAAUAUCCAGAGACGACGGUCAUGCAAGCAACGGGCGAUCAUCUCUGUGUCAAGGAUAUGUAUUAUACGGCUUACUCAUUUAGGGUUGUGCCGGAGACAGGGGAGGUGUUGAGUUGGGCUAGUAGACAUGUUGUCAAGGGGCCGAAGAAGAAUCAGGAUAUUUUGAAUCUUUAUUCUAUUCAAUAA
Messenger RNA from Talaromyces amestolkiae, 825 nucleotides. RefSeq lists its product as uncharacterized. The transcript has a single exon. NCBI's taxonomy places the organism in Eukaryota, Fungi, Ascomycota, Eurotiomycetes, Eurotiales, Trichocomaceae. The record is from RefSeq and is a predicted model, not a curated record. Bases 1 to 825 code for a protein of 274 amino acids.